Molecule: messenger RNA, 1771 nt
Organism: Macrosteles quadrilineatus (aster leafhopper)
Lineage: Eukaryota; Metazoa; Arthropoda; Insecta; Hemiptera; Cicadellidae
Product: DNA primase large subunit-like
Exons: 5
Coding region: 276-1607 (443 amino acids)
Biological process (GO): DNA replication, synthesis of primer
Cellular component (GO): alpha DNA polymerase:primase complex
Source: RefSeq, a predicted model, not a curated record
UGCUAUUGCAUGUCAGUGGUUAGAGUUCUGCGUUGAGGUUAUGUUUGGUUUAUAAAGCAUUCAGCAUUGUAAACAAACCAACCAGUUUUUGAAGUGAGGGGGUUUACGAAAUAUACCGUUCAAUCCAGUUUUUAAUUUUAAAGGUUCCUAUUUUCAUGGAAAAUAUAAAUGACAUGAUCAGUUUAAAGCAAUGGACAAGAAGACUUCCUACAAACAAGCGAAACACGUUUUUAUGAAAAUAAUUCUUGUUUACAUGUCAUUGAAUAGAGUCAGCGAUGUAUAUAAAACCCCCCAGAGGUGACAUACAACUUGAAGAGUUGACUGAAUGUGUUACUACUAGGUUUCAGUAUUUUUUAUCAAGAUAUCAAUCACAAGCCAUAAAAGAAAAUGAAAAUAGUUCUCUUAAAUUUGAAUAUCUUACUCUAGGAACAGCUCUGGAUCGUGUUGGACAUUUUACAUUGAGAUUGUUGGCAGCUCAUUGCGAUGACCUUAGUCAGUUCAUUGGAUCGUCAGAAGCUUCUUUUUUUGUUGAGAGGCUUGAAUUGUCAUCACCAAAACAAAUUGUUCAAUUUAUUAACACAACACUAAGGCAUUUGGAAGAAUCUGGCAACUCAGACUUUGGAUUAUUAUGGAGAAAUGAGUUCUCUGAAAUUUUAAGUUUAAUGAGACACGCUUUUAAAAGUUCUCAUAUGAACGGCUUCAGUCAUGAACAAACGUGCUGUCAUUAUGUGUGUAAAGUGCCCUUCCAGAUGUGUUUGAAAAUGGUAGCAAAAAGAGAACUUCAGUUGGAAAAAGGAAAUGUUUUAGUUCCUUGUGGGAAAUGGAAGCAAUUUUUACACUGUUUUGCAGAAGACUUCUAUCUCAAUGAAGUGUUUAAGAUGAAAUCUAGUCCAAUUAUAAAAGAAUUCAUGUCAGAUGAUCGACUAAUAGAAAUUAAGAAAGAAGUAGUGAGAAUAUUCUACAGUAACUCACAACACUCUUUAAGUAAAGAGGCGAUCAGACCAGAUGACAUUAAAGAAUUGCACAAGUUGUUCCCACCUUGUAUGGCAAAUUUGUACAACAAUCUCAAGAAAAAUCACCGGUUAAGUCACUAUGCUAGGUUCAACUUUUCCUUGUUUUUAAAAGACAUCGGAUUGUCUUUAAAUGAUUCUAUUGCGUUUUGGAAGAGUGAAUAUUCACAGCCUAGCAAGUGCGCAGGCAAGUGCUCACACUCGUGGCAAAAGGACUCUGCGAAAUAUACUUACAGCAUCCGACAUCUGUACGGAUUAGAGGGAAAACGAGCAAAUUAUCGUGCUCCAUCCUGCUAUAAAAUACAGAACAACAAUCUCGGUCCUGUUGAAGAAGGAGGCUGUCCAUUUUUGACCUUUGAUGCGAAACAACUUGGAAAAUGUAUUGAACCUUAUAUUUUACAAAACAAGGAACAAGUGAUUGAAAUAAUUUUGCAGCUAAAAUCUGAUGAUCAUACCAAGGCUUGUGAUUACUACAGAAAAACUCUGUUGAAGGAAGCCAACGUGGAGGUUAGCAAUGAUGCAGCAACACACAGAUCUCCUGUUGAAUAUUUUAAUUUGUCAAAACAUUUAUUGUUUGACAGAUCUAUUAAAGAGUAGUACGUCUAAAAUAUGUUUGAUUAUAAACAAAAAGUACAGCCAUAAAUAAAACUGUGCAACCAUGUAGUAUAAUUUUAUAGACCAAGUAUUUUACUACUCUACAGGUUUGUUUCUUUGUUUACUACUUCAAUAUGUAAAUUCAUUCUAACGUGGACAUAUAUUAA